Messenger RNA from Bursaphelenchus xylophilus (pine wood nematode), 1190 nucleotides. The record is from the annotation of a GenBank genome assembly. Lineage: Eukaryota; Metazoa; Nematoda; Chromadorea; Rhabditida; Aphelenchoididae.
AUGAGUAACCCAAAUGUAACCGGCGAAAAGGUGGCCUUUUUUUUGGCCGGAGAAAUAUCCGAACGUUUCAUUAUUUACGCACCCAUCGAUGAGGUAGUCACUCGUCCCGUAACAUGCUAUCAGGUAACGGCUCUAACUGGUCUAUAGGAUCAUCAUUAGAUGUUCAAUGAAGCAUAUCCAACGAAACCGAUCUACAUGAUGGUCACAACAGGAGAUAACAACUUCGACGAGGGACAACGAAUGGUUCAGAAACAGAUCUCCGUCCUUCAGAGGGCAGACAAGAAGUCAAAACAUAUCCCAGAACUACUUUUGCAUGGAACUAUACCAGCCGUAAAAAAUUAACUCAUUUUCAUUUAUACUUUCAGUUGUGUUAUACCGAGGACGGCCGUAUAAAAGAAGAACCUUCACCGGAUAUUACAAAUAGAUCAAUUUGCAUAUUCAGCCAUGAGACCCAUCCCAUAGCCGAGUUCAGAGCAUUCAGUGAAAAAGGGUACAUUAAGGACUUAAUAUUAUCAAUUAUUUCCUGCAGAUAUCUCCCGCCACUCAUAGCACUGGUUGUUGGAUACGGUAUGAUCCGAGCUCUGGCUUCUUUGCACCGUCUCGGCUUUGUCCAUCGUGGAGUUUCCCCUUACACAUUUGGUUACAAGAUCCCGAUCACAAUCGCCCGAUUGCAGCAUGAAAUUGUAAUUAUCGACUUCUGUUCUGUAUUACCAUUCCCGUCAGAGUAAGGAACUACCGUAAUAUUACAUCGCUUAGACCUCGACUGCACGCUCCUUUUACGGGGACAUUGAGGUAUUCUUCAUUGAAUUCUCAUCGUGGAAAAGACUUGGGACCCGCAGAUGAUAUCGUUUCCGUUAUCUUUGUCAUAGCUGAACUGAUUUACGGAAAGUGAGUCUAUACAAGAUAACAAACACCCGUUCAGACUACCCUGGCGGUCCAUCUGCAUGUCCGAAGCAAUCGCCGAAGCAAAACUUAGGUUCCCGUCAUCCCUCUGCUUCAACCACCUCCCUCGAGAAAUCCGGUUUCUAUACUAGUACGUGACUAAACAGCCUGAUUUAUCUCAAUUUAGUGACAUGAUGAAGAAAUUAAACACCAGCCCCCUCAAUUAUCUGCAAAUCCUCAAGACAUUCCAAGAAGCCAUACGCAGAUACUCCUACCAAGCUAAACAUCUCCCCCAUUUCAUGCGGUGA